Molecule: messenger RNA, 3906 nt
Organism: Helianthus annuus (common sunflower)
Lineage: Eukaryota; Viridiplantae; Streptophyta; Magnoliopsida; Asterales; Asteraceae
Exons: 6
Coding region: 1-3906 (1301 amino acids)
Molecular function (GO): nucleic acid binding
Source: RefSeq, a predicted model, not a curated record
AUGAAUGCUAUCAAUCAUUCAAAUCAAGAGAUGAAGAAAGAGUUUGAGGUACGAGAUAAAUCCCAUAAGGCGUUGGAGAAGCAAGUGGGGCAACUUGCUCAAGCGAUGGCUCAAAUUCGUGGAAGUGGAGGAGGACUUCCAAGCGACACCACGGCUAAGGACAAGGGUGUGGAGGGUAAUACCGCCCCUUUUCCCGAAGCUCUUUUGGGACCAUCUAAGAAAGUGGUAAACAAAAGAGGCCCACAUCAAGAGGAGAUGUGGAAAAUUUUUAAACAAGUUAAAAUUAACUUACCACUCUUAGAUGCUAUCAAACAAAUUCCUUCAUAUGCGAAAUACUUGAAAGAUUUAUGUACCCAAAAGAGAACUCACAAAUUUCCUAAAAAACUUGAUUUAACCGAAAAUGUGAAUGGAAUGAACCCUUCUCGCGACACACAAAGAAGACUAAAUCCGAAUAUGCGAGAAGUGGUAAAGAAGGAAGUUUUGAAGUGGCUAGAUGCGGGUAUUGUAUACCCUAUUUCGGAUAGCCAAUGGGUGAGCCCGACGCAAACAGUUCCAAAAAAGGCGGGUAUUCAAGUCGUCACAAACGACGCAGGUGAAGAGGUCGCCACUCGGCCGGUAACCGGGUGGCGUAUUUGUAUUGACUAUAGGAAGUUGAAUGCCGCAACUUCCGAAGACCAUUUCCCUUUGCCAUUUAUUGACCAAAUAGUUGAGAAAUUGGCCGGACAAAAAUUUUAUUGUUUUCUGGAUGGUUAUUCCGGAUACAAUCAAAUUGCUAUACAUCCGGAAGACCAAGCAAAGACUACUUUUACUUGUCCAUAUGGUACCUUCGCAUUUAGGCGAAUGCCGUUUGGACUUUGUAAUGCCCCCGCCACCUUUCAAAGGUGUAUGAUGAGUAUCUUUUCAGAUAUGGUGGGGGAGUCUUUGGAAAUCUUCAUGGAUGAUUUCUCAAUAUUUGGGUCAUCAUUUGAUACAUGCCUUGACCAACUCGAAAAAGUUUUGAAAAGAUGUGUUGAGAAAAAUCUUGUUUUGAGUUGGGAAAAGAGCCAUUUCAUGGUUCAAGAAGGGAUUGUGUUGGGGCAUGUAGUGUCGAGUCGUGGGAUAGAGGUUGAUCGUGCAAAGGUGCAAGUUAUUUCUACCUUACCUUAUCCCACGAAUGUUAAGGGUAUUAGAUCGUUUUUGGGUCACGCGGGGUUUUAUAGAAGAUUUAUAAAAGGGUUUAGUGAUAUAACCAAACCCCUAUGUAAAUUAUUACUAAAAGACCAACCGUUUGAAUUUAACCAAGAUUGUCAAAAUGCCUUUAAUGUGUUGAAACAAAAGUUGGUUGAGGCCCCAAUCUUGCAAUCACCGAAUUGGUCGUUACCAUUCGAAAUUAUGUGUGAUGCAAGUGAUUAUGCGGUGGGGGCCGUGUUGGGUCAAAGGGUAGACAAGAAACCGGUGGCAAUUUACUACGCAAGUAAGACUCUCUCGGAUGCACAAUUGAAUUACACAACCACCGAGAAAGAGCUACUUGCGGUGGUAUAUGCGUUGGAUAAGUUCCGUGCUUAUGUAUGGGGUACUAAGGUCAUUGUUUAUUCUGACCAUUCUGCAGUUAGGUAUCUCAUGGACAAGAAGGAUGCGAAGCCGAGGCUAAUCCGAUGGGUUCUCUUGCUACAAGAGUUUGACCUAGAGAUUCGAGAUAAGAAAGGGAGCGAGAAUGUGGUCGCGGACCAUUUGUCUCGAUUGAGUGUAGAGGAUUCUUCCCGUGAAGAAAUUAAUGAGACUUUUCCAGAUGAGCAAAUCUUAAAAGUUGGAAUAUUACCAUGGUAUGCUAAUAUUGUCAACUAUUUGGUUACAGGUGACUUGCCGGCUCAUUGGGAUAGAAGGAAGAGGUUGCACUUCCUGUCUCAAAUCAAGUAUUACACGUUGGAAGAACCGGACCUAUUCAAGAUUUGUCCGGAUCAAGUCGUUCGAAGAUGCAUACCCGACGAGGAAACAAGCGGUCAAGUUGAGGUUUCCAAUAGGCAAAUAAAAGAAAUUUUGCAAAAGCCCGUUCGACCCGACCGAAAGGAUUGGUCAACGAAGUUGAAUGAUGCUUUAUGGGCUUAUAGAACGGCUCAUAAAACACCUAUUGGAACCACUCCUUAUCGCUUAGUUUAUGGGCGAAAUUGUCACUUGCCGGUUGAGCUUGUGCAUCGUGCUUGGUGGGCUAUAAAAGAGGUUAACAUGAAAUAUGACGAUGCAGGAAAGGAGCGAAAGUUAAAGCUUUGCGAGUUGGAGGAGCUUAGGGAAGAAGCGUACGAGUGUGCCUCAAAGUACAAGGAUGACAUGAAGAGGGCACAUGAUGCGAAGUUGAAGCCAAAGGAGUUUGAAGUGGGUCAAAAGGUUUGGCUCUACAAUUCGAGGCUUAAAUACUUCCCGGGAAAGCUCAAGAGCAAGUGGAUGGGCCCGUAUUGGGAGCAACCGAGCACUGUUGCAGAAAAUGAUGCAAGAUUAUACCGACAAGAUUGGGAAUGGGCAAAGUUCAGGGAUAGUCAAAAUGCCAGAAUUUGGGAUGACGAGAAGAACAAACAGUUGUCGAGCUACCAAGAUAGAAAGUUGGAAGCUAAGUUGUGGAAAUGGAAGAUGACAAACGGGGUGAACACGCCGGUUCCAACAAGAGUGAUAUGUGAACGGACCGUGAAUGUAGAAGAAUUCUGGAAAAUCGGAAUUGUACAAAUGUUUGAGAGGUUGGGAUGGGAGAGCGUUUUGGAUUGGUGCGAAGACAAUACUCACCGGAUUUACUUGUCGGAAGUAUGUGAGUGGUUGUCCACGUUGAAGCUUGUAAACAAGAAUGAAUCCCCUUCGCAAUGGAAGUUAGUGGGGAAGACAUCUCGAGGAAACAUGACGAUGUCUUUCGAAACUAUGAAUCGUAUUGCUGGGUUUGAUUCUUUGGGGGUACAAGCCUAUGAUUACCCAUCCAUUGAGAAUUUUUUGGAUAAUCAUUUGAACAUCAACGAUAUGGAUCAAUUGAUAGAUGUUAUUUUGCCAACCCACCCAGGGGGUGACAUGAAACGGAAGCAUAUGUCGCUCGAGGGAAAGAUCCUUCAAGGGAUCUCGGUUGAGAACAUUUUAGCAAGAUUUGGUGAUCAUGGGGGUGUGAGAGUAAGUGAUUGCAGGGUGGUGCAUGCCUUAUUGUAUGGGACCCCGACACUGUCGUGGAGGCACAUAGUCAUGAUGAACACAUGGGCUACCAGGGAGUCGUCUCAGAGGCGGUUUAUUCCGUAUGCACGCCUCAUUAGUGCCAUGCUUGUGCAGCAGAAUUGCUUACCCUCGGAAGCAUUAUGGGCCUCUAAGCCAGUGGAGGAAUUUACUUGGGGUUACAUGAAGAAAAAUUGGAGGAUAGAGGUAAAGUUUUCGGGAAAUAGGUAUGUGGUGACCGAUGAUUUGGGGAACAAGUUUGAGGUUCGUACUUCCGGGGCACCACCCGUGCAGGAAGAAGAUGUGGAGAUGGAGGAAGAAGAGGAGGAAGCUGAACCCUCCGAUGCACAAAGACCAAGGCAACGUUACAUGCGGCCACAUAGGGAGAUCAACGCUGAGGUGGCAGGUUUUGUGACCCGACGACGGGUGCCCUCCUACAAAAACUUUGACAGGGGGCAACAGGAGAUAUAUGAUAAUGUCUCCGCGUGUAUAGGAGAAGGUCGGGAAUACAAUCAAAGGAGAGAAGCUUGGCAAGGGUCUUACGGAGCUUCAAUGCAAGAAUACUGGGACGCUCAAGGAGCCCAACGUGAAAGAAUGAAUAAGUUCAUGGAAGAGCAAGAACUGUUCCAAGCCAUGCAAAGAUCACAUAUGGAACAGUUAGCAAAGCAACAGGAGGAUGAAGCAGCCCGAAGGCGGGCAUCUUUGUUGCAUCAGCUUCCUCAUCAACCUCGAAAGCUGGAAUUUCUUUGA